AUGUCUAUUACAACACGUUCUGAUCGUUUCUUUGAUCUCGCGUGUUCAGACACUCCUUCACAUGUUGGUCCAGGUAGUUAUGAUCUUCCUGGUUCAAUUGUUGCAAAAAAAGAAACUCCAUAUCCGUUUAAUUCAACAUCAGCACGCGAUAGAGAAGUUGUAAAUGAUACUCCUGGUCCUUCAGAUUACUAUCCACAAGUUCCUAAACUAAAUAUAAGUGCAGCCUCUGGUAUGAAAUCUUCAUCCGCAAGAAGUGCUUUUCCUAUUUCAGAUACGCCAGCACCAACAGAUUAUUCAGUCAUAGAGAAAUGGAAAAAUACUAAAUAUCCAAGUAAAAGACAACCAAUGUCUGCUCGUGGAGUUAGAAACUCUUUUACAGGAGAUAAACAGUUUGAAACAAGUCCUGCCGAUAGAGAUAUUCGAUUACCAUUCAAUAGAGGCGCUAAAAUCUCUAAUUCUGCUCGUUACUCUCCAGCCAAAGAUAAUUUUCCAGGUCCUGGCUCAUAUAACGUAUCUUCUGGUCUUUUUGAUAAGUCAUCAGCUUCUCCAUCCGCACGCCACAAGUCAGCAGCGUUUUUAUCAAGUUCUGAACGAGAUGUUUUUCGUACACCUGAUUGGGUAUCAGGAGAAUGUGGUUUAGGUCCGUCUUCAUGGAAAUUACCAAAUAAAUCAAAUGCUCCUUUUGGUUCUAGAGCUAAAAAGAAAAAUUUCUGGGGAUCCAAUCGUAAUCCUGGUCCAGGAUCGUAUUCAGUUAACGAAAAUAGCGAUUUCAAUGCUAGUUCCCCUAAGAAUCCUCGAAGAAAGCGUUCUGGCAAAGGAAAUGCUGCUUUUGGAUCCGGAUCAGAACGAAAUAUUUUCGGAACGCCAAAUGAUGUUCCAGGACCAGGUGCGUACAAGACUGAGAAGAAGAGGAAGAUCAAAUCCGAUAGAAACAAGCCAUUUAACCAAAAAAGCGAAAGAUUUACGAGUUCAAAAAAGGAUUACGAUGCAGAACCAGCUUCUUACGAUAUUGAUUUCGGAGACAAGCUCAGAAGAGAAUCCCAAAAAGCCAGACAAAGUGCUGCUUUCAUGUGUAGUAUUGAUAGAAAUCCUUACAAAGUUACAUCAGAAAGUCCCGGAGUUGGCAGUUAUUCACCGGAAAGAUAUGAUACAGACAAGCACAAAUUAAAGGUCUGUAUUAUUGGUUCACAAAGAGAAGAUCCACGAAAGAUAUUUGGCCAGAAAAUUGAAGAUACUCCUGGACCAGCUCAAUACGAGAUUCACGAACCAAAAUCAUCAUCAAAAGGAGUUAGUAUAAGACGUGGUAAACGAGCUCAUCUUGGAGGAGCAACUGAUACUCCUGCUCCUGGUUAUUAUAACACUGAAGGAAAUAUGGUGAAACAAUCUUUCAAUGUUACGUAUUCAAUUGCUAAGCUGUGA
This is a messenger RNA of Trichomonas vaginalis G3, 1419 nucleotides long. RefSeq lists its product as uncharacterized. Bases 1 to 1419 code for a protein of 472 amino acids. The transcript has a single exon. Lineage: Eukaryota; Parabasalia; Trichomonadida; Trichomonadidae. The record is from RefSeq and is a predicted model, not a curated record.